Drosophila virilis is the source of this 4660-nucleotide messenger RNA. RefSeq names its product decapentaplegic morphogen (gene dpp). Gene Ontology annotation, cellular component: extracellular region. NCBI's taxonomy places the organism in Eukaryota, Metazoa, Arthropoda, Insecta, Diptera, Drosophilidae. Gene Ontology annotation, molecular function: cytokine activity; growth factor activity. The record is from RefSeq and is a predicted model, not a curated record.
CAAAUGGAACUUCAGACGAGAUGGAUGCGUGAUCAUCAUCAAACUAAUGAUGAUCAUCAACAACAGUUAAGCUUGCAGAGAGGGAGCGACUGAGAGAGAGAGAGACAGAGAGCGAGAGGGCGAGGGAGAGAGAUAGUGAGUUUCUGAGAGCUGAGAGCGCUCGUUUCCACUCAGACGCAACGACGACGCUGUCAACGAUGAGAGCCGAAUGCGUUCGGCUCGCUUUGCUUGGCGUUCGUGCGCGUUUUACCUGUAAUCAGGUAGAGGUAGACAGAGAGGCGUUAGUUGUUCCACAGCGCUGAUCGAGUCGAAAACAAUAUUUGCUGGCCCGUUGCCCGACGCCCAAAAGCCAAAUGAAAAAGUGUGCCCAACAGUUUUUGGCGUAAAGCAAAAAUAAAUAACUAACUACAACAAAAAACGGCUCCAAAAUUAAUUUGUUGUGCGUGUGUGUAUCUGUGUGUGCGUGUGUGUUUGUGUGUGCGUGUGUGUGUGUGUCUGUGCGCAUUUAGCUGGAAUGUCAGACUGACAAGUUGUAAAGGGAAACCCUGAAAUACAAAAGCAGCAAAAAAGCAGAAGCUCAAUAAAUAUAAAAUCAAUUUAAAGCAAAGCAAACAAACAAAAGAUACAGCCGCAAAGUUUGAGAUACAGAUAAAAGAGCUCUAUGUGAAGUGCGCGCGUAUUUGCAUAGCCAACAACAACAACAACAAAGACAACAACAACAACAACAACGGCAACAACAACAACGGCAGCAACAACAACGUAAAGAAAUCGUCGAAAUUAAACGUUUCGUGCGACUCCGUUUGCAUUUUUAUUUUGGCAUUUGGUUUGUUGUCACUUGGAAAAUAUGUGGAUUACUGUGCCGUCAGCAGAAACUCCAACAAUAACUACAAAAACGGCAACAACAACGGCAACAACAGCAGCAACAACAGCAACAACGACAACACGAGCGCGCUGCAAAGGCGAGCGCGUGAACAAAUCGCAAAUUGAAUGUAAAGUUUGAACAACAAGAACAACAAACAAGACAGUGCCAAUGCUUAAAGUAUCUGACAGAUACGUAAUUCCUGUGUCAUGUGUCCUGACAACAACAACAAUAAAAGCAACAGCAACAACGACAACUGCAACAACAGCAUUUACACACAAUCAGUGCCAGCGGCUGCGCCUGCGCCUGGAAUGCGGCAAUAAAAUUGUUAACAAGAAUUUCAUCUAUUUCAUUUACAAUUAUCGCAAGCGAAAAAACGCAGCGACCAAACUGAGAUUUAACGCAUUUAUUAUCACAUAUUUACAAAGACCGUGAUUUCAUUUUUUUUUCCUUCGUGUACCCCGGCCCGUUGUGCAACACGCGGCUGCACGGUAGCCGCUUGCCACUUAAAACAGCUGUAAAUUGUGCAAAUAUAUCUAAGGCAGAGUGAGAGAUAGAGAGAGAGAGUGCGAGGGAGAGGUAGAAAGAAACCAAAGCAACAACCGCUGAGAUAAGCGCACAGCCCGGAAAACCGACGAUAUAAAUGUAAAUGUCAUAAAUUCAUCAAAGCACGUUUACUGAGGGCCCUGCGAGAGCCAAUCCAUCAAAAUACGCGGCUUACAAAUUAAUAACUAAAGAAAUAAAGUGUAAAGUAAAAAAGUAUAACGAUAUAUAACUCUACACAUACAAGUCUAGAUCCCGAGAUACGACAACAUAGGAAACUAUAUAAGACUGAGAGUUGCAAGCGACCAUGCGCGCAUGGCUUCUACUCCUCGCAGUGCUGGCGACUUUUCAAACGAUCGUUCAAGUUGCUAGCACCGAGGAUAUAUCAACGAGAUUUAUCGCAGCGAUAGCGCCAACAACAGCAACAAAGGCCAUAAUAAAUAGUAAUAUAACUAAAACAACAAAAACAACAACAACUACGACAGCAUUAGCAAAAGCAUUUAAGCCAUUUAACGAGUUACUACUCAGCAACAACAACAACAACAACAACAACUACAGCAGUGAUAGUGAUAUUAACAACAACAAGAAAAACAACAAAAACAAAAGCAAGCAUAGCAAAAGUGCCGCCUCGAAACAGUUUAACGAAGUGCAUAAAACAAGAACAGACCAAUUAGAAAAUUCCAAAAAUUCCAAAAAUAAGCAUAAUAAACAGCAUAAGCAUAAACAAUUAACUAAUCAUAAUACAACAACACCAGCAACAACAACAAUGGCCAAAAAGGAGCUGCAACAACAAAAACAACAACAGCAACAAACCGCCAUUGCGAACGUGUUUGCCCUCAGCCCCGCCUCGAAGCCCGCCCCCAGCUUCAGCACCAGCUCCAGUUCCAGCUCCAGCUCCAGCUAUAUUCCGGAUUCGAGCAAUACGAAUACGGACAGCGUUUUGGGUGAAUUCGAAAUGCCGGGCAUUGCGGACGCGAUCAUCGCCGAGGACGAACCGGCCACAUAUAGCAGCAAGGAGAUAAUCAAGGACAAAGUGAAACCGGAUCCAUCCACUCUAGUCGAAAUCGAAAACAGUCUCCUGUCGCUGUUCAAUAUGAAGAGGCCGCCAAAAAUCGACAGAUCCAAAAUCAUAAUACCGGAGGCAAUGAAGAAGCUCUAUGCCCAAAUUAUGGGACACGAAAUUGAUUCCGUGAAUAUACCCAGACCGGGCCUAUUAACUAAAUCAGCGAACACUGUGAGAAGUUUUACACAUAAAGAUAGUAAAAUCGACGAUAGAUUUCCACAUCAUCAUCGGUUUCGGCUGCACUUCGAUGUGAAGAGCAUACCCGCCGAGGAGAAGCUGAAGGCCGCCGAGCUGCAGCUGACGCGCGAGGCGCUCAGCGUUAGCCAAACGGUGUACCGGACCCGCUACCAGGUGCUCGUCUACGAUAUCACCCGGGUGGGCGUGCGGGGCCACAGGGAGCCCAGCUAUUUGCUGCUGGAUACGAAGACAGUGCGUCUGAAUAGCACCGAAACGGUGAGUCUGGACGUGCAACCUGCCGUGGAUCGGUGGCUGGCUACACCGCAAAAGAACUACGGCCUGCUGGUGGAGGUGCGGACGAUGCGCUCCCUCAAGCCGGCGCCGCAUCAUCAUGUGCGCUUACGCCGCAGCGCGGACGAGGCGCACGAGGAUUGGCAGCACAAGCAGCCGCUGCUCUUCACCUAUACGGACGAUGGCCGGCACAAGUCGCGUUCCAUACGCGACGUCAGCGGGCGGGAGGGGGGCGGCAAUGGUGGCGGCGGUCGCAAUCGUAGGCAUCAGCGACGCUCGAGACGCAAAAAUAAUGAAGAUAAUUGCCGACGGCAUUCGCUGUACGUGGACUUCCAGGAUGUUGGCUGGAGCGAUUGGAUUGUGGCGCCGCCGGGCUAUGAUGCAUAUUAUUGCCAUGGCAAGUGCCAGUUCCCGCUGGCCGAUCAUCUCAAUUCCACAAACCAUGCGGUUGUGCAAACCUUAGUCAAUAAUCUCAAUCCAGGGAAGGUACCAAAGGCGUGCUGUGUGCCCACACAGCUUGAGGGCAUCUCGAUGCUCUAUCUCAAUGACCAAAGGACAGUUGUGCUCAAGAACUAUCAGGAUAUGACAGUUGUCGGCUGUGGUUGUCGAUAAGGACACACCCACACAGACAGACACUGAGAGAAAAAGAGAGAGCGAGAGAGAGCGAGAGAGAGAGAGAGAGCAUCAAAUGCUGUUUGGUUCCAAGCCGUCAAUGCUUUAAACACAACGCAAACAAAAUGGACUGAAUAUUUGAAUUUUAAGUGUAAAUCGUAGACUUUAAUUGUAUGUAGAGCGAAAUGCAGCCACGCCCACCCAAACUACCCCACCAUCCUCCCCCGCCAGCAGCAGCAGCAGCAGCGCCCGACAAGCAGCAGCCGCCGCGCCUCUGUCACUUUCCACAGCCAGGCUUUGGAAAUGUUGCACAGAGUCCAACGUGUUGAGACGCCGCGCGACCAACCAACUGUAAAUAGCCGCAACCACGCCGCCCAUAUACCACCCCCUCCCAAUACUACCCCGCCCCAUAAUUUGUCGCCUCCUGCAGCCAUAGUAGCAGUCAACAAAAUGCCAUAGACCGCACUUUGAGAUACUUUUGUAUCUUGCAGCUCGCACUGCUGAAUUGAACAAAUUGUAUAAAAGCUAAUGCUAAGCUAUAAAUAUAUAUGAAUAUAUGAAAACCGGGUGAAAAGCGUGCAGCUUUGCCCAACAACCUAAUUGUUAAUAACUAAUGAAAAUCAAAUAAAAACAAAAACAACUGUAAAAACGAAUCAAGAAAUAAAUCAAACGCUAAAAAGAACUUGAAAUUAUGUAGAGACCAGCUACAAAAAUAUAUUAUAUAAAUAUAUAUAUAUACAUAUGUAUAUAUAUAUACAUAUACACUAUAUAUAUACUGCGUAUGUAACUCUCUUGUAUAUGUACUAAACUUAAAUACUUAUCCUACACCCUACACACAACACACACACACUUACAUACAUGCAAACACACCUAGCUACACACACACAUAUACAUAUCGACGCGACGGUAUUCAAAAAACUUCGUUCCCCAAAACUAAACUGUAAACUGUAUAAAGCAAACUUCUUAACUAAACAAAGGAAAACCUAAAGUUAAACUACAACUAAAACCUAAUUUAAAUUCUAAAGAAAUCAAAAAUAAAUAAAUAAUAUAAAAUUAUCGUUUAUUGUUAUGCGUUUUAAGCUAAACUCGAAUAAAAUAACCGUAUGUUAAAUAUA